This is a messenger RNA of Teleopsis dalmanni, 1499 nucleotides long. It is a transcript of the gene Task7, whose product is annotated as two pore potassium channel protein sup-9. The transcript is spliced from 6 exons. Gene Ontology annotation, biological process: stabilization of membrane potential; potassium ion transmembrane transport. The coding region runs from base 450 to 1472 and encodes 340 amino acids. NCBI's taxonomy places the organism in Eukaryota, Metazoa, Arthropoda, Insecta, Diptera, Diopsidae. Gene Ontology annotation, molecular function: potassium ion leak channel activity. The record is from RefSeq and is a predicted model, not a curated record. Gene Ontology annotation, cellular component: membrane.
GACAUACAUUUUUGUAUUCUUAUUAAAACUUUCUACAAAUCAAUAAAAUCCAUUAUUAGCAUGACGUCUAUAAAAAAUCGUGACACUAUUGCAAUUACUGGUAAAGUAGACUUUUGUAUAAAAAUGCAUAAACUUCAUUCAAACAUUGAAGCUAUUUGGGAUGUGUAUGAUAAAUAUCGGUAACAACACAUCUCAUCAAUUAUGGACCAACUUAAACCCUAAAAAGUGGGUCUGGGAUGAACAGAAAAGUUCUAAAACAGCAUUAGAUGACGGAUGGAAUUUUAAAUAGACACAUAAUCACUCUGGAUCAGGAAACCACUGUAAUUAAAAAGAGCUUAUAUAGCAGUAGGAGCUGUUCGUUUGAUAUUUGAUUUGAACGCAGUGGUUUAACAGAUGACCACGAAAGUUUGUUUCCGUUUCCGUCGAAAUAGCAAAAACUUAAUUCCAAAAUGAAACGCCAAAAUGUUCGUACACUUUCUCUGGUCAUCUGUACCUUCACAUAUUUGCUCAUCGGUGCGUCAGUUUUCGAUAGUUUAGAAUCUCAGACAGAAUCCAAGCGAUGGCAAUUUCUACAAGCGGUAAAAAAUAAUUUCGUUAAGAAAUAUAAUGUAACUGCCGAAGACUAUCGCAUGAUGGAAAUAGUGAUUAUUGAAAAUAAACCACAUAAGGCCGGUCCUCAAUGGAAAUUUGCUGGGGCUUUCUAUUUUGCAACUGUUGUUCUUGCUAUGAUUGGUUAUGGGCACUCUACUCCAGUAACGAUUGGUGGAAAAGCAUUUUGUAUGGCAUACGCAAUGGUUGGAAUUCCUUUGGGUCUUGUUAUGUUUCAAUCGAUUGGUGAACGUUUAAAUAAAUUUGCAUCGGUGAUAAUACGUCGGGCGAAACGAUACUUGCAUUGUGCACACACAGAAGCAACAGAAAUGAAUUUGAUGUUAGCAACAGGUAUGCUGUCUUCCAUCAUAAUAACAACCGGUGCAGCAGUAUUUUCCCGAUAUGAAGGCUGGAGUUAUUUUGACAGUUUUUAUUAUUGCUUCGUUACUUUGACCACUAUUGGAUUUGGGGAUUAUGUGGCAUUACAAAAUGAUCAAGCCCUGAUAAACAAACCUGGUUAUGUCGCGCUUAGCUUAGUGUUCAUAUUAUUUGGCUUAGCAGUAGUGGCAGCUAGUAUCAAUUUACUUGUUUUACGAUUUAUGACAAUGCAAGCUGAAGAUGCUAAACGUGAUGAACAGGAUGCACAAAAUCUGGCUGCAGCAAAUCAACAGAUAAGUUUUGACGGUGAAUCCUCUUAUGACAUGCACGGCAGACUUUUAGGUAAUUCUAGCUAUACAAAUGAUUUUGAUGAAACCGCAUCCGUAUGCUCUUGUACUUGUUUGGGUGGUACCCGCUGCAUAAAUCAUGAGAAUUUUGCUGAUCCGGAUUUUCAACCCACUGAUAUUGUUGAAAGUAAUUUAAGUUUAAAACGCGCAUCUGUUUAAUAUAUUUUCUGAUAUAUAUUUUAAAUA